This is a messenger RNA of Cladocopium goreaui, 972 nucleotides long. The record is from the annotation of a GenBank genome assembly. NCBI's taxonomy places the organism in Eukaryota, Dinophyceae, Suessiales, Symbiodiniaceae.
AUGGCGCUUGACACCGAGGACGGUGAAUCGUUCACGGAGGAGUGGCGACUUCGUCAUGAAACGUUGAUCAAUGAGAUCCGGUCACUGCAAAGUCAUGUGACGACAGCAACUGAGACGGUCGAGCCUUCCCAGGUUCAGGCUGAACAGGAGCCACAGAAAGAGCCACAGAUCGAACCUCAGAUUGAGACGAAUGAGUCAACUAAUGAGCCAGUGGCCGAGGAAAUGGAUGGCGAUUCCAAUGGCGGUGAAGAAUCCAUGGGAGACAGUGGUCCGUCCUGGAAACGUCAAGCAAAAGAGCUGGAUCGCCUGAAUGCACGGCUCCAAGCGAGUUUAGAGACCUCCAUCCCCAGCAUCGCCAUGGCGACCAAGGGCCGGAGCAAGUCCAGCUGUCCCAAGAAGUCCAGCUGUCAGGCGAAGGCUGGCCGCUCCAAGAGUGAAGCACCGCCACCGCGCGGAUGGGGACAUGGACUCUCGCGGUCCUGCAGAGCCGGAAGUGUCUCGCUCCUCGGCACUGGCAACAACCAAGUGGCCAGAACCCACGCGACCACCGAAACGGGCGGUCGUCAAGAAGCGGACGGCACCAAGGACUGUGUCAAGACGAGUCCUGGACCUGGAUUGCAAGUUGGAGCGCCUUUUGACCAGCCGCGGAUGUCUGUCAUGGCUCGAUUAUCUGUGGCUCAAGCAGAAGCAAAAGAAGUGGAAGCAACGAAAGCCGCUCCUACUGUCACCGUGAAGAAUUGGAACAUCCCUCGGCUGUGUUUGGAGGGAGCUCAAAGCGCUCAAUCUUUUAGUGGAGUUGUUCCAAGCACCACGGGCUCGUAUGUUCCUUCAUCCACCAGCAGCCCUCAGAUGUGGUACCGACCUGUCAGCCAAGUGAGUCCUGUGAGUCAGCGCCAAGUGCCCAGUGGAGCUUUCAGCGGUGCGCAGGUGUUGCAGAAGGCCUCACCCGUGUCCCAACGCUUGGCACUUUGA